UAAGCUCAGCUGGACAGCAGCCCCUUCCCGGCUCGGAGGCCCUGGCGAGAGCCCACCGUCCAGCGUCCAGCGCCAUGGCAGUCCCCGCGGGCCCCGGCAGCAGGGUGAAGUGGCUGGUCUGGGUGCUCCUGGCCUGCCCCCUGGCAGCGGCACAGCCGCUUACAGACGCCACUCUGGAUCACCACUGGCACCUGUGGAAGAAGACCUACGGCAAGGAGUACCGAGAGGAGAAUGAGGAGGCUGCGCGGCGCCUCAUUUGGGAAAAGAACCUGAGACACGUGAUGCUGCACAACCUGGAGCACUCGAUGGGCAUGCACUCGUACGACCUGGGCAUGAACCACCUGGCAGACAUGACCAGCCAGGAAGUGGUGGCGCUCAUGGGUCUCUUGAGCGUCCCCAACCAGAGGCAGAGGAACGUCACUUACAAGUCCACCCCCAACCGGACACUGCCCGACUCGGUGGACUGGAGGGAGAAGGGCUGUGUGACGGAGGUCAAGUACCAGGGUUCGUGUGGGUCGUGCUGGGCGUUCAGCGCCGUGGGGGCCCUGGAGGCGCAGCUGAAGCUGAAAACCGGGAAGCUGGUAUCCCUGAGUGCCCAGAACCUGGUGGACUGCUCGACCUGGAAGUACUUUAACAAGGGCUGCGAGGGCGGCUACAUGACCGAGGCGUUCCAGUACAUCAUCGACAACGGCGGCAUCGACUCGGACGCCUCCUACCCCUACAAGGCCGUGGACGGGAAGUGCAAGUAUGACUCGAGAAAUCGAGCUGCCACGUGUUCCAAGUACAUCGAGCUGCCCUCCGGCGACGAGGAGGCCUUGAAGGAAGCCGUGGCCAGCAAAGGGCCCGUGUCGGUGGCCAUCGACGCGAGCCACACGUCCUUCUUCCUCUACAGGAGCGGUGUGUACGACGAGCCGGCCUGCAACCGCACGGUGAACCACGGCGUCCUGGUGGUUGGGUACGGGACCCUCGGCGGGAAGGACUACUGGCUGGUGAAGAACAGCUGGGGCCUCACCUUUGGUGAGCAAGGAUAUAUUCGGAUGGCGAGAAAUAAUAAAAACCACUGUGGGAUUGCAAGUUAUCCCUCCUACCCGGAAAUGUAGAGGAUCUCUUCUUUUUAUAACAAGACAAGAACUAGGAAACACUUUCUCGAAUUAAUUUUACCUGCUGUAAUCAACAGAAACAAGCGUGGUGAUGGAUGUACAAUCAGUGUACUAACAAAGCCUAGUCUGACUCUUGCACUUUUUAUGUUUUCAGAUCUUGGAAAAUGUUUGCCAAGUAAAUUAACAGUGUACCAUAGAUACAACUGUACAAGAACUUUUAAACCCAAGACAAUCUGCUGUGUUUGCGUGAUUGUUUAAUUUUGUGCUGUGUCUUUUUAAGUCCCCUGACUUUUUGUAACUUGAUGACUCAAUAAAUGUUUUUUCAGCUUUA
Molecule: messenger RNA, 1431 nt
Organism: Condylura cristata (star-nosed mole)
Lineage: Eukaryota; Metazoa; Chordata; Mammalia; Eulipotyphla; Talpidae
Gene: CTSS
Product: cathepsin S
Exons: 8
Coding region: 75-1100 (341 amino acids)
Biological process (GO): immune response
Cellular component (GO): lysosome
Molecular function (GO): cysteine-type endopeptidase activity
Source: RefSeq, a predicted model, not a curated record